Messenger RNA from Alnus glutinosa, 3279 nucleotides. RefSeq names its product calmodulin binding protein PICBP. The coding region runs from base 274 to 2886 and encodes 870 amino acids. Gene Ontology annotation, molecular function: calmodulin binding. NCBI's taxonomy places the organism in Eukaryota, Viridiplantae, Streptophyta, Magnoliopsida, Fagales, Betulaceae. The record is from RefSeq and is a predicted model, not a curated record. The transcript has 2 exons.
AAAUUCCAUCAGCCAAACCACAGUUGAAAAUCAGCAAAAAGGCAACCGACUGCAAACCUAAAAAAACCAAACCAAGAAGAAGAAUCUUUCUUCUUGUUUUGGUUUCAAGAAUCCCCCUUUCUUUUCCCAUGCAAUUUUCAUAUCAAAGCUAACCCACAAGACACCUACCUUAGUACCUUUCUUCCUGGGCUUGAACUCCCCAUCCCAAAGGGAAGAAAAACCCACCUCAAAUUCAUCUCCCUAUGUUUGCCAUGCUGGUUUUCCUCUGAAAAAAUGGUUCAAAGAAAGGUACCCAACAAGCUUGGAAUCCAAGCUGAUCAUGUUAAAUCCGACAAGCUGUUGGCAAACCUCAAAAAACCAUCUUCUUCUCAAUACCAGGAUGGCAAAAACAGAGGAGCUGAUAUGAAGAAGAAGAUGAAGAAGUCGAGAUCAAUAAAGCUUUCAGAUAUUGAGAGCUUGAGAUCAUCACCUACAAGAAGGAACAUAUCACCGCCUGGAAAGCCGCCGCCGGCAAUCCCACAGAAGCAGCAGCAGCCUCUGAUCGAUGCAUCUGAUGGGUCACCAAAUUACAUGAAGUCCACCAGCUGCUUUGAAGCAAGGAAGGAGCAGUCUCAGGUGAGUCUUCGGAAUACUCAAACUGGUUCUGAAAGUAAGAAUAUGAGUAGAAGAAGCUCUAGCAAUUCAAAACAUAGCUCUGCUUCUGGUGCUAAACCAGCAAGAGCUUUAACAAGAACAUCUAGUUUGAAGCUGGCGAGUUUAACAAAGACACCUAGUUUCAAGCCGGCAAGAGCUUCGGCUAAAAAGUCUUCCAGAGUUGUUCUUUGUGCGGAUGUGAAUGCACAGAGAUCCACCUGUUCUUCCACUCUGAAGGACUCAAAGUUUCCUCCAUACCUUAUGCUAAGUCCUGGGGCAACUGAAUCUGAAGGAACUUCAGUCACGAAGGUUUGCCCCUACACAUACUGUUCUCUUAAUGGUCAUCGCCACUCUCCUUUGCCGCCAUUGAAGUGCUUCUUGUCGGCAAGGAGACGUCUGUUGAAGACCCAGAAGAGUACGAAAAUGGAGGCUCUAAGCCCACGAAGAGCAAAGCUGUCUAGUAAAGGAAUGGAGGAAAUUGAUACUGCAAAAAUGAUCUUUGAUGACGAGUCUGCAGACAAAGAAGACGAGUUUGGUAACUUGGCCACGCCUCCUUUGGUAGAAGAUGUGGGAAUAGAUUUUUUCAUUGAAAUCUAUGCUACUAAAAGUAAAGACAAUGACACUGAAGCAAUUGGUGUUGAUGAAGAAGUUGCAAAGCACAGUGACAAAGAACAAGUUGCAGAGAGCCUGUCUGAUGGAUCAGCUCAAUCUGAGGUUGAUUUUGAGGAAAAGCUCCAACAAUGGGGUGACAUUAUUGCAACAGAGAUGGAAACCACAGAGAGCCUUCCCGGAGAACAAGUAAAAGAUGCUGAUCAAGAAUUCCUACGUAUCACUGGCAUUGAAGCAGAUGAUGCUGGUUCUGAAGCUACCGAUAUGGAGUGGGAGGAGGAGCAUCUUUCUGCCUCAGAGAUUGAUAGCGAAGCUGAUUAUUCAAUCAUGACGGAUGAUGAAUCUGUUGUGUCUGUUAGGUGUUCAUCAGACAUCAAGAAUCCUGAUUUUCAUAAUGACUACAUGAUCAGGUCCGAUGACAUCGAUAACAGCUGUAGUGAAGUGAUUCUAGCUGAGGAAAUACUGCAAGAACACUUCGCAGAGGAGGGUGCAAACUCUGAAGCACAAUCUGAUAAUGAUUCUGCAAGCUCUGAAGAUGCAUUUGACGAAUCAGAAACUGAAGAAGAAGAAAAUGGACAAUCCGAGACAAAGUUAAUCAGCACAGAGAUCCCUUCAGCUUCAAUGGAGGAGCCAAUUGUGGAACCAAGAGCAACCAGCGAGGGCAUGCAAGAGAAGAACAGAGUUGCUGAAAUCAAUCCUCAACUUGGAGAUGAUGAAACCAAUUGCACCAGCAAAGCAGCAGAUGAAGUUUCAAAUGAUGACCAGAAGCAAAAGACUCUCCAAGAUGAUGGAGAGGAAAGGGAGGAGAAAGAGAAAGCAGAUGAUGCCAAGAUAUUGGUUGAAAUCCAAGCUUCUGAUUUUUCUUGUUACUCUGAAGCAGACCUAGUCAGUACUGAGGCCAACAAAAAUGAAAGCCACAAAAUGACUCUAUCUUGCCAGCCUGAUGAAAAAAUUGAAGACUUUAAUUCAAUUGAAGAGAUUGUUGAUGAUAGCUUUACUGACAAGACUCAAAAUCAUCUGUCUGAUGACCAGAAUAUGGAGAAAGACCGAGGUGAAGCAAAGAAUUUCAAAAUCUCAAGUUCAACGGACGAUGAGGGGCUAAGCAAUCCAAGGAUGAAUAAAUCCAAUUCAGCUGAAGAGAGCAUAGAAGAAGUUGAAAAAAUGGAAGUGGAAGAUUACACCAGUUCAGAUGCAGCAGAUGUAUCAACAGUAGCCAAAGGUGUAACCGGUCCAGAAACAGAGAUAACAUUUUUCCCUGCCGGAAGCAAAUCCACCCAAGAACUGCCUGACAGCUGCAACAGUCAGAAAUGGACUAAUAGAAGAAAGGGGAAUAUCAAGGAUGAGGAGGAAUUGAGGGAAUUCAACCCAAGAGAACCAAACUAUCUGCCUUUGGUUCCUGAUCCAGAAGCAGAAAAGGUUGAUCUGAGGCAUCAAAUGGAGGAUGAAAGGAAAAAUGCAGAGGAGUGGAUGCUUGAUUACCACCUUCAGAAGGCUGUUACCAAACUCGCUCCAGCUAGGAAGAGGAAGGUGGCGCUACUUGUUGAAGCUUUUGAAACAGUCAUGCCGACUUCUAAAUUUGAAACCCAUUUGAGGAGUAGUACAGCAGCCUUUGCUCAUGCAAGACCCAUGCAAACUUGUAGCUGAUAGGGCUUACUGAGAAAUCUAUUGCCCAAUAGCCAAGCAUCGAGUUUCAUGAGUAAACUGCAUGUUCUAAGACCAACUCGACAUCGUUGUUCUCUUCCAGUUCAGAAUUAUGGAGAAAGCAUCCUGAUACAGUGAUGAACUGAUGUUCAAAUGGAGAUUGUACUGUAGAGAGUGUUGUGUUUUCAACUAAGCUCUGUAGCUGAAAUUUUAGUUUCUGCUUCAAUAAUGAUGUGUCAUGACAGUGUAAAUUAUGGUCUUUAAUUUCUGUGUGUGGAACAAACCGAUCCUUCUUUGUUACAGUGGGGCACUUGUUCCUCCAAAUGUGGUUAUUAACUCUUGUUGCUUUGUCUACUAUUAUGAACUAAUACUUAUCAGCCAAGUUUAUGCUGACUA